AUGCAGCUCAACAUCCUCGCGCCUCUCGAGGCUCUAUCAAGAACCAAGAAUCAGUUUGCUCUUUUCUUUGUUGCCUUCUUCGUCGCCAAACUUCUGCAUCUGGGUAGCCAUUUUGGAUCUUUACCCAUCGUCCUUUACCUGCUGUACACACCAACAUUUUUCCUUCCCGAUGUCCUCCUCCUUGUCGGCAGCAAAGUGCUUGUCUACCGACACAACGGAGGACAAUCUUCCGCAUUCAGAAAAUUCUUUGGGGCCAUACUAGCACUCUCCACCGCAGCAUGUUCAGCAUCACAGAUAUCCUUCUUUAUCGAGACCGGAGGGGAGAUUCAGUGGAUGGCGGCUAGCCGAGUUCUCGGUGGCACUGGUGGAAUGGGCCUUUUAUUGUCUGGCCUGCCCGCUAUGAUAGUAGCAUUCAUGGUACUUUAUGCCGUUGCGCUCCUCAUCUCACCGAUCUUCUACGACGCAGUCGACCAUGUUCUGGGGCACCUAAGAUGGUCUUUCAAACAAAGCUUCCUUGUUCUGACAAGAAGGCAAAGGGAUACUGAGAACUAUGAGCUUUUAAUCUCCAUACAGGAUAACCAGUCCCAGUCUUCGGAAGACGAUGAACAGUCCGAAGAGAAGCCGACUUCCAGCAAACGUCGACCAAGCAUGUUGAAUGCUUUAGCGACCGCCAUCACUACGAUCGGUCUUAGCAUUCUCGUCAUGGUGCUUCAAACGGUCAGGCCUACUUCACCUCCUUAUGCGCACAUGUCAGGCUCCCUCCCUGUCACGAUCAUCGAGGCAGCUCUCUUCCAACCCAUCAAUUCAGAGUUCUGCCUACCGCACCCUGUAGAAGAUGUCCUCUUUCCGUUUGAGCGAUUUACGAAAUUCUUCGAGAUCCCAGAGUCUUUAGAUUGGAUGCCCAAUGGACCAAACUGCCUCAGGGAUAACCGUCCAGAGUCACCUGUAUGGAUGGAACAUCCUGGACAAAACGAUCGCAACGACCACCAUCGUCCUAGAGUGCCACCGCAUGGAGGACCAGGCCCUCGCAUAGUCAGAUGA
Messenger RNA from Parastagonospora nodorum SN15, 1041 nucleotides. RefSeq lists its product as hypothetical. The record is from RefSeq and is a predicted model, not a curated record. NCBI's taxonomy places the organism in Eukaryota, Fungi, Ascomycota, Dothideomycetes, Pleosporales, Phaeosphaeriaceae. The coding region runs from base 1 to 1041 and encodes 346 amino acids. The transcript has 2 exons.